AUGUCCAACCUCAAAAACAUACCGAUUCCUGAGGGCCACCCUUUUCUCAGGAAAAGGUCAGAUGGAAACAGCCGCCGACGGAGGAGUAGCAGCAGCAGUCGAGGUACAACAACGACAAGCACCAACUCCGGCUGGCGGUAUCUGGUCGAGGAGUGCAACCAAGAAUGGUCCGACAAAAAUCUUGGCAUAUAUAUGCGAGAAGGAGACAGGCAUUUGAAGGCUAUUCUCGAGGCGAAGUCAUUCACUCCGGUAAAGACGGUGCUUGCAGCUCAGUACAAGGAAGUGCCCGCAGGUUGGAAGAUGCCUCCCGUGGUCCAGAUAAGAGAGUCAUACGUCCGGGGGACAAUCAAUACAGAAGGCGAAUACAUGGACUCGGAACCAACGAUCUUUCCUCCUCGAGAAGAUGGAGGAAUCGACGCGGAGGCCCUCAGUCGGCAAAUUUCUCUUCCCCUGGACAUCAACAAAACAGAACAAUAUCGCAGAAUUCUGUUCGAGGCCCUGAAGAGCCUGGUGACGUCUCCCGCCAUCCCUGUCAUGCCCGCCGUGCCCGUCCGCAGAGUGGUGGUCCUCGGAUGCGAACAAGAAGACGCCGAUAGUAUUUUCAGAAGGAAGUGA
Exophiala spinifera is the source of this 615-nucleotide messenger RNA. RefSeq lists its product as uncharacterized. Lineage: Eukaryota; Fungi; Ascomycota; Eurotiomycetes; Chaetothyriales; Herpotrichiellaceae. The transcript has 2 exons. Bases 1 to 615 code for a protein of 204 amino acids. The record is from RefSeq and is a predicted model, not a curated record.